Molecule: messenger RNA, 7275 nt
Organism: Octopus sinensis (East Asian common octopus)
Lineage: Eukaryota; Metazoa; Mollusca; Cephalopoda; Octopoda; Octopodidae
Product: myosin heavy chain, non-muscle
Exons: 40
Coding region: 298-6258 (1986 amino acids)
Cellular component (GO): myosin complex
Molecular function (GO): cytoskeletal motor activity; ATP binding; actin filament binding
Source: RefSeq, a predicted model, not a curated record
ACAAAUACAGCUAAAGUUACGACUUAAAUUCUUGUCUUACCGGGGGAAAGUUCAGUGUUCUCCGUCAUUGAUCGGAGAAUAAAGUAGAAAGAAAAGAAAAGUGGCUGUUUUUUUUACUAACAACACCAGCAGAACAUUUCUGCGUGCAUUUGAAGCUUUGGAGUCUAACCUGUUUCGUAAUUUUAGUUGAUUUCAGCUCCUAACUAAAAAAAAAAAAAAAAAAUUAUCGGGCCAGCAUCACAGCCCUGAUAUAAGCGCCAUUCACUUUAUACACACACACACACACAGCUACACAAAAUGGCGGCUACGGAAGAUCCGUUUGCGUGCAUGAGCGCCCAAGAAUUGAAAUAUCUCACUGUAGAUCGCAAUCGUCUAACAGACCCUUCGGCACAAUCACAAUGGGCUGCCAAACGAAUGGUUUGGGUACCUCACGACUCUCAUGGCUUCAUUGCCGGCUGUGUAGUAGAAGAAAAAGGCGACGAAGUUGUCGUCGAAGUCGAAGAAACUGGCAAGCGGACAACAUUUCACAGAGAUGACAUACAAAAAGCAAACCCCCCUAAAUUCAAUAAAGUUGAGGAUAUGGCAGAACUUACUUGUUUAAAUGAAGCUUCAGUACUUCAUAAUCUGAAAGAUCGUUACUAUUCUGGCCUGAUUUAUACAUAUUCUGGAUUGUUCUGUGUUGUGGUGAACCCUUACAAGAGGUUACCUAUUUACCAGGAUAAGGUUAUUGAACUCUAUCGUGGCAAGAAACGGCAUGAAGUACCACCACAUGUUUUCGCUAUCACAGAUACAGCUUACAGAAGCAUGCUUCAAGAUCGAGAAGAUCAGUCCAUUCUAUGCACAGGAGAAUCUGGCGCUGGUAAAACAGAAAAUACAAAAAAGGUCAUUCAGUAUUUGGCCUACGUAGCAGCCUCAUCACGAGCUGCUAACAAUCGAUCAUCGAUGUCCAAUUUCCAUAGUUCGGGUGUGGUCAGCGAGGAGUCAGUUACCAGCAUGAUAUACAUGAAAAAGGGUGAACUGGAAAACCAAUUGUUACAGGCUAACCCUAUCCUUGAAGCUUUUGGAAAUGCCAAAACCAUAAAGAAUGAUAACUCUUCUCGUUUUGGAAAAUUUAUUCGAAUCAAUUUCGACAUGUCUGGAUAUAUCUGUGGUGCCAACAUUGAAACUUAUCUUUUGGAAAAAUCAAGAUCUGUCCGUCAAGCUGAAGGCGAACGUAGUUUCCACAUCUUUUACCAAUUCCUUUCUGGAGCUUCAUCUGCUCAAAAAAGUGACUUUCUCUUGGAAGAUGCUAAAUCAUACCGCUACCUUUCCCAUGGUUCCAUGCCAGUCAACGGAGUAGAUGAUGUUGCUGAAUUCAACCAAACAUCAGAAUCCAUGCUUGUGAUGGGUCUUUCACCUGAUGAUGUGAAUGGAAUUUUCAGAGUAAUUUCGGCAGUCCUUUUGUUUGGAAAUCUUGUUUUCAAACAGGAGAGAAAUUCGGAUCAGGCCACACUUCCAGACAACACAGUUGCUCAGAAGAUCUGUCACUUGCUAGGACUUCAUGUUACUGCUGUGACCCAGGCUUUCCUUCGACCCAAACUGAAAGUUGGUCGGGAUCAUGUGAACAAAGCUCAGACUAAAGAACAGGUUGAAUUUUCAGUUGAAGCAAUCUCCAAGGCCUGUUAUGAACGGAUGUUCAAAUGGCUUGUUACUCGCAUAAACAAAUCUUUGGACCGGACUAAACGCCAAGGUGCCUCUUUCAUUGGUAUUUUGGAUAUAGCUGGAUUCGAGAUUUUCAAGAACUCUGAUGGGAAGAUGAAUUCCUUUGAACAGCUGUGCAUUAACUACACCAACGAAAAAUUGCAACAGCUCUUCAACCACACCAUGUUCAUCCUAGAACAAGAGGAGUAUCAGAGGGAGGGCAUAGAGUGGAAGUUCAUUGACUUUGGCCUUGACCUGCAGCCUACCAUUGACCUUAUUGAGAAGCCUAUGGGAAUUCUUGCUUUGCUUGACGAAGAAUGUUGGUUCCCUAAAGCUACCAAUAAAACCUAUGUUGACAAACUUCUUGGGCACCAUGUAACUCAUUCCAAAUUUGAGAAACCAGACUUCCGUGCUGAUGCUGAUUUCAGUCUUAUGCAUUAUGCUGGCAAGGUGGACUAUUCAGCAGAGCAAUGGUUGAUGAAGAAUAUGGAUCCAUUAAAUGAAAAUGUAGUUGCUUUGUUACAGGCAUCAUCAGACCCUUUUAUUCAGUUAAUUUGGAAAGAUGCUGAAAUUGUUGGCUUGGGAGCUGCAGCGGCUGCCGAAACUGCAUUUGGUUCCCGAACCCGUAAAGGAAUGUUCCGUACUGUCAGCCAACUGUACAAAGAGCAACUGGCCAAGUUGAUGGCUACUUUGAGAAACACCAAUCCCAACUUUGUGCGAUGUAUAAUUCCAAACCAUGACAAAAGACCUGGAAAAAUUGAAGCCCUUCUUGUGUUAGACCAACUUCGUUGUAAUGGUGUUCUUGAAGGUAUUCGUAUCUGCAGACAAGGUUUCCCCAACAGAAUUUUGUUCCAAGAAUUUCGACAGAGAUACGAGAUUCUCACACCAAUGGCUAUUCCAAAAGGUUUCAUGGAUGGCAAAAAAGCUGUUGGCAAAAUGAUUGAGUCCUUGGAACUUGAUCCCAAUCUAUAUCGAAUUGGACAAAGUAAGAUUUUCUUCCGUGCUGGUGUAUUGGCACAUCUGGAAGAAGAACGAGAUCUUAAACUAACUGACAUUAUAGUCCAAUUUCAAGCCAGUGUAAGGGGAAUGUUAGCCCGAAGAAACUAUCACAAACGCUUGCAGCAGCUCAGUGCUAUCCGGGUUAUUCAAAGAAACUGCUCAGCCUACUUGAAACUCAGAAACUGGCAAUGGUGGCGUCUUUUCACCAAAGUGAAGCCAUUGCUUUCAGUUACAAACCAGGAAGAGAAACUGAAUGCAAAAGAAGAAGAACUGAAAAAAAUCAAAGAAAACUAUGAAAGAACAAAAUUUGAUUUUGAAGAUCUUGAACGUAAAUUUGCCAGUUUGGUAGAAGAGAAAAGUAUUCUUUCCGAACAACUUCAAGCUGAAACCGAGUUGUGUACAGAAGCAGAAGAAACACGCUUGAUGCUCACCAACAGAAAAAUGGAAUUAGAAGACAUUCUGAAUGACACUGAAAGUCGUCUCGAAGAAGAAAUGAAGAACUCUGAAUCUUUAUUAGAAGAGAAGGGCAAGUUGAGAAUGUUAAUAGAAGAUCUGGAAGAACAACUUGAAGAAGAAGAACAAGCUAGACAAAAACUACAGAUGGAAAAAAUGGCAGUUGAUCAAAAAGUGAAAAAACUUGAAGAUGAUGUGACAAUUACUUCAGAUAUGACAGGCAAGCUAGGCAAAGAGAAGAAAUAUUUGGAAGAAAGACUCCAUGAACUGACUUCAAAAUUGGUGGGCGAAGAAGAUAAAUUCAAACAAUUAGGGAAGCAGAAAGUGAGAGCAGAAUCUGCCAUGAAUGAAAUGGAGGUCCAGUUACAGAAAGAAACACAGUGUCGGCAAGAACUGGAGAAACUGAAACGUAAGCUAGAAGCUGAUUUAGCCGAUCAUCGCGAACAACUGAAUGAAAAACGUUCUCAAGUGGAGGAUGUUCAGUCACAACUCUCUCGAAGGGAAGAAGAACUUCAGUUAGCACUGCAAAAAUCAGAGGAUGAGAGUGUUUCAAGAGCGAUGCUCACAAAACAACAACGAGACUUACAAAGUCAAAUUCAAGAACUCACAGAAGAUUUGGAUAGUGAAAAACAAUCUCGAAUGAAAGCUGAAAAACAAAAACGAGACCUCAAUGAAGAACUAGAAGCCUUGAAGUCUGAACUGGAAGAUUCUCUUGAUACCACAGCUGCUGUACAAGAACUUCGAAACAAACGUGAAUUGGAAGUUGACAAUUUAAAAAAGAGUAUAGAAGAUAUCCAGAAGGGAUCUGACCAGCAGAUGCAUGAUGUACGUCAAAAGUACACCAAACAACUAGAGGCUGUCAACGAAGAGCUUGAUACAGUAAAGAAAACCAAAGCCAGUUUGGAUAAAAUGAAGGAAUCCUUGCAGGCUGAAAAUGCUGAUCUUGCUAAUGACUUAAAACAAAUGCAACAAGCUAAGCAAGAGUCUGAGAGGAAACGAAAGCAAAUUGAAUCUCAGCUUCAAGAACAAAGCAUGAAACUAGUAGAUCUUGAUCGCUCCAAAACUGAUUUAACUGAAAAAUUGUCAAAGAUGCAGGCUGAAUAUGAACAAGCAAUGACUUCACUUGAAGAAUGUGAUGGUUCAAUGCUGGAACUUAAUCGUAAAGUCAGCAAUCUUCAGGCUGAUCUUUCUACUACCAAGGAAGGUCUUGAUGAAGAAAGUCGUCUCAAAAUGCAAGCUUUAAUGGACUUGCGUACCAUUACUGAUGAGAGAGAUUCAAUUAAAGAUAAAUUAGAAGAGGAGGAAGAAAACAGGAACUUACUUCAAAAACAACUUGAGAAGAACCAAUCUACGAUGGUAGAGCUGAAGAAAACAACUGAGGAAGCUGAGAGUAAACGAGAUUCUGCUGAAGAAGAACUAAAAAAGGCUCUAAGACUCAUAGAACAAUUACGACAACAAAUUGCUGAUCUUCAGGAACAAAUUUCACGGCUAGAAAAAGCGAAAAAGAAGUUGUCUGAAGAGAAUGAGGAUUCCCGAGUUGAGUUGGACCAACAAAUCGCUCAAGUUAACGAACUCACUAGGAAACAAGCCAAAUUUGACCAGAAAAUGGCAGAGGAGAAAGCAGUUUCAGAACGUUUGAGUACUGAAAAUGAAAAGGCACAACGAGAAAUUAAUGAGAAGUCCACGAAGAUUAUGAAUCUUGCAAAAGAACUUGAAGAAGAACGUGAUAAAUAUGAAGAGCUUGAGAAGAAAUGGAAGAAGUCACAGAAUGAGCUUGAUGGCCUUGUCUCUUCUGUUGAUUCUGAUAAAAGAAAUGUUCUUGACUUGGAACGUCUAAAGAAACAACUAGAGAUUCAGGUUUCUGAACAGCUUGCUCAAAUAGAAGAACUUGAGGAUGACCUACAGACCAUGGAAGACUGCAAACUCAGAGCAGAAGUAACGAUGCAAGCUGAGAUAGCUAAAUUGCAGAAAGAAUUAAGUGGGCGUGAUGAAAAUGCUGAUGAGAUUAAGAGGGGACUUCAAAGACAGUUGAAAGAAUUAGAAGCUGAAAUUGAAGACGCAAGAACCCAAAAGACAACAUCUAUUCAAAGUAGGAAAAAACUGGAACAAGAUCUUGCUCAGCUGACUGAGCAGAUACUUGCUCUUACCAAACAGAAAGAAGAUGCUGUGAAACAGGCUAGGAAAGCUAAUGCCCAAAUGAAAGAGUACCAACGGGAGGCUGAAGAGGCUCGUGCUGCCCAACAUGAUGCCAGUGCAGCAUUCAAGGACAUGAAAAAGAAAGUCAAGUCCUUGGAAGAUGAACUGGUUGUGUUGCAGGAAGAUCUUGCCACCGCAGAGCGAGCAAGAAAGAAUGCAGAAGCUGAACGUGAUGAACUCCAAGAAGAGAUUGCAAGUGGAUCAGUUAGCAAGUCUUCAUUGAGUGAUGAGAAAAGACGACUUGAAUUAAGGAUUACCGAACUGGAAGAUCAACUUGAUGAAGAACAGAAUAAUGGUGAAAUACUUGUUGAUAAGAAUAAAAAAUUAAAUGCUCAGUUUGAACAAAUGCUUACUGAUCUGAAUGCAGAAAAAUCAACUUCACAGCAUUUGGAUAACCAACGCAUGGCUUUAGAACGUCAAAAUAAAGACCUUAAGACUAAGGUACAAGAAUUAGAAAACCAAGCUAAAAUGAAGCAGAGAGCUAUGAUUACUGCUUUGGAAGGGAAAAUUGCUAAUCUUGAGGAUCAAUUGGACCAAGACAACAAGGAGAAGAACAGUGCUCUCCGCAGUAACAGGAAACUGGACAAGAAAGUCAAGGAAUUAAUGCUUCAAGCUGAAGAAGAAAGAAGACAUGCUGAUCAGUACAAAGAACAGAUGGAUAAAUCAAGUGCUCGUGUAAAAGCAUUAAAAAGACAGCUGGAUGAAGCAGAAGAAGAGAUCACUCGGUUGAACACUCAACGACGUAAGUUACAACGAGAUCUUGAUGAACAGAUGGAGCAGAACCAACUUGUGUCUCGAGAAAUUAGCAACAGAAGGCAAUUGCGGCCUCCUGGACGAACAUCUCGGGCUAUUAUAUCUACUGUGCGAUCAAGUGAAGCUGGUGAGAAGGAAGAAUCUGAUGAAGAAGUAGAACAAGCAGCAGAAAAAUGAUUUACUUUGAAUACUGUUUGUUGAUAAAUUUGGCCAAUGUGCUGGCUACUUUGGGACAGGGCUGAAUAGUCUAUCCAACUUUAGCUUGCAGUCUUUAAUUUCCUGAUGACAACCUUCACCCGAUCUGUACAACCAGCAAUAAAUGGAAAAAAUUUGUUUUCCAUAGAUAUAAUAUAAAUAAAUAAAUAAAUAAAUAAAAUGAAAACAUUUGCCCAACCAUCCCGUUCCUGCUUUUGUAAAACAUUUAUCAAUAAUUACAAUUUUCUAUUUUUUUAUUAUUAUUAUUUUAGGUAUUCCUUUUUUGCCCCAAUUUCCCCCCUCCUUCAGCUUUGUGAUAUUGCAAGCAGCCCUGUUCCCUGCAUGGUGCUGGUAAAGAAUAUCGCCUUUUAUAGUUCUCGAUUUAAUUAUCUUUUAACUUUGAGCCCUUAACAUUUUCUCUUAGGUUAGUUGCUACUUUUGUUUUCUACUGUGGCCCUCUGGAGCCAGAAACUGUAAAUACAUUGAACAAAGGGAGACAAUAUUUUUCUUCCCAUGUUUUCUUUCCCUCCCCCUUUUAAUUUUUAUAUAUUUGUGUGUUGUGUAUGUGUGUAUACAUAUAUAUGUUAUAUAUAUAUAUAUAAAUGUAUAUACUUAUAUAUAUAUAUAUAUAAAAUCAUACGCACACAGGUUUUUUUUUUUUUUUUUUUUUGCAUCAUUUAAAUAAAAUUAUGCUUGAAGGAGGGGACUAUCGAACCCUUUGUGGCUUUUCCUUCUAUGCUUGUUGGAGGGAAGAAAAAGAAAAUAUUUUUCUAUCCCAUUUCAAAAAAAUGGAAAGAUAAUCCAGACAAAAAUCUCCAUUCGGUGACUGGAUCCUCUGAAUGAUAAUUUGGUUAAGCUGUUUCUUUGAUGAUACCUUCUCAUUGGGCUUGCUAUCCAGGUGAGACCCGUUCUGUCAUUCCUAGCUAACAAGAUUAUUGAACUGAAAGUAUAUUUGUACUCCUUGUGAAAGCUUUCUAUGAAUAAACACUGGAACUUGUA